AAUCCGCGCAUGUUGAUGACGUGUGUAUUUGUUGACGCAGGUCGGGGCUAACGUUAGCUAGCUUCCUUGAAACUCUACUGUAUAUUUGUCACGAUAUAAGAAUGAAUAAGAAAGGUAACGUGUCGUGGGUGAAACCAAGCGAGCCAUCGUUUCUGAGAAAGUUCAAGACCGACAUUGGCUAUAAAGAAGGACCAACAGUUGAAACAAAGCGACAGGAGCUGCCUCAGUGUGCUGAAGACGGCGGUGACAGUGACCGAGAGGAUGAACUGCCUCAGGUGGUGGUGUUAAAGAAGGGGGACCUCACUGCAGAAGAGGCUCUACAGCUCAAGAAAGAGAUGAAAGACUCAAACAAAGAUGAACCUGCUGAGGGAAAGAUCUUAUUUAAGAAGCCGGCAAAACGUUCCUCAGACAAAUUUGAAGGCAUAACAGCUAGCUCCAACAGGAAGAAGCAGAAGAAGAGCGAGAACGAGGAGGAGAAGAAGAAGGAAUCUGGAGUGAAGGUGAAGAACAGCAACCUCUUGUCUUUUGGUGGUGAUGAGGAGGAAGAAGACUGAGACCUACCUUUUAGCAAAUCAACUGAACUGGGACGCGUUUCCCUAAAAGCUUCUUAACACUAAGAGCAUCUUAACUAGGAGAGUGAGUGUUCAUUGUGAUGCUUGCUCUACCAUUUAACGAUGAUCUUUGUGCUACGAUUCUUUUUGGGAAACUCACCCCUGGAUUCUCCAAAAUAUAUGAUGGUAGAACCAGCACACUCGGAAUUUUAGAAUUUUUAAUGAAAUUGUAUUGCAAGUUGAAAUACUUUGCUGCGAGACAGAUUAGACAUGGGUUUAGUAUUUAUGAUUAGAUUUGGUUUGCAAGAACAUUUUAACAUCACCGAGCAAAAAUACAUGCUGCCCCUCCUAUUUGUACGGAAGCCGAGAGAGGCCCUUCAUAUAAUCCUUUUUUUUUUUUUUUUUUUAUUCACCUUGUUAUCCCAAGAUAACGACAUAAUUAAUUCAGGAUCUCGAGAAAACAACACAACUAAUUCGAGAUCUCGAGAAAACAAAACCGUUAUUCCGAGAUAACGACAUAAUUAAUUCAGGAUCUCGAGAAAACAGCUGAGAAAUGGUUCAUUCAGGUGCGCCAAGAGACUUGUGAUAUGCUGACUUUGGGGUUAUUUCUCAUUCUGUAUAGACGCAACUUUGGUCAUUAGAAUGUCUGGAAUAAUCGAUCACCUAAUAAGGCAAUAUUUUGAUCAGGGGUUGACACGGAGAGAUUGCAUUAAGUCUUUUAAUAAGGGAUAAUUUCAAAAUUAGUCUGCGGCACCUCCGCAGAAGACUGGCCCGGCUUCUUCUCUACCGACGGAGAUACAGUGAUCCAGCUGAGAUCAUGAAAUAAUUUUUUCUUGAGAUCUCGAAUUAGUUGUGUUGUUUUCUCGAGAUCCUGAAUUAAUUAUGUCGUUAUCUUGGGAUAACAAGGUGAAUUAAAAAAAAAGAUUAUAUGAAGGGCCUCUCACGGCUUCCGUAUAUUUGUCUCAAUGACAAAAUAUUUACAGCUUCAGUACUUAUAGCCUCGUGCUGUAAUUUUAUGCCUAAUGUACCAUUUGUUAUUUUCCUUGCCAGAGGUUUUGCGUAUGUUUGGAAAUGAUAGGAGGGAGCUAUGUAUUAGUGGUGUUUAAAAGUGAUGUGUUUGAAGCAAAAUGCAAAUUAUGAACAUGUAAUAUUUGGUGGGUUUAAGCUGAAGUCACUAUAUGGGGAUUUUGUGUUGUAGUCAAUACAUUAUUCUGCCAAAAGCAGAUGUUCAUACAUGUAUAGCUUCUAUGAAGGAGCUGUCUGUCAUUUUUAUGCUUUUUCCCCUUCUCAAGGAUUGAGAUAUUGAUACAUAACUCUUUCGUUAUGGUUUGUUUAUAUACAUACAGUACCAGUCAAAAGUUUGGGCACACCGAAUUCAGUUAAAAGAGACACUUCAUGUCUUAAAGUAAUGAUGGAUGUUGUAUUUCUUUACUUAUUGAGCGGUUCUUGACAUAUGGAUUACUACAGUUGUGGAAUAGGGUUAUUUACUGUUUGAACUCGAACACAUUAAGAUUACCUUUUGAGCAGGCACAGCUGUUAACUGAAAAGCGUUCCAGGUGACUACCUCAAAGCGUCAAGGUAAACGGCGGCUACGUUGAAGAAUCUAAAAUAUCAACCGCGUUAUUUCAUAGUUUGUCUUCAAUAUUACUCUACAAUUUAGAUAAGUCAAAAUACAGAAAACCCUAUGACUGAGUAGGGGUGUCCAGACUGGUACUCUAUGUAUACUUUAUACUAAUUAGUGUAAAAUCAAAUUCUUCUGAUGACAUGUUUAUAUUUUUUUUUUGUAAUGACUUGGAAACCAGAGGCUGCAUAGUAAAGACUUUAUUAAACUAGACAA
Neoarius graeffei (lesser salmon catfish) is the source of this 2388-nucleotide messenger RNA. RefSeq names its product KIAA1143 ortholog. The transcript has 3 exons. The coding region runs from base 102 to 554 and encodes 150 amino acids. NCBI's taxonomy places the organism in Eukaryota, Metazoa, Chordata, Actinopteri, Siluriformes, Ariidae. The record is from RefSeq and is a predicted model, not a curated record.